AUGACGAAUAGCCCGCAACGAAUCUACCUUGAUAACGCCGCCACGAGUUGGCCCAAGCCGGAGUCGGUUUACGACGCGGUCGAUCGCUACAUGCGGGAAAAUGGGGCGGCCGCAGGGCGAAGUGCCUACGCCGAAUCGAGCGACUCGGAGGCAAUUGUCUCCGCGGCUCGCAAGCAAGUUGCCAAGCUCUUGGGAGUGCGUGACCAGAAGCGAAUCGUGUUCACACUCAAUGGAACCGAUUCGCUGAAUCAGGCCAUUCACGGCGUGUUGUCACACGGCGGAGGACACGUAAUAACCACCGAGAUCGAACACAACUCGGUGCUACGCCCGCUGCGGUGGUUGGAAGAUCGGAGACAGAUCGAAGUAACCCGAGUGAAGUGUGAUGCAUCGGGCGUGGUCGAUCCAGACGACAUUCGAGCCGCCAUGCGUGACGACACACGGCUGGUCGCAGUGAUUCACGCCUCGAAUGUCACCGGGGCGAUUCAACCGGUCCAAGAGAUCGGGGCCAUCGUAGGCGAGCAUCCGGCCCUGUAUUUGAUCGAUGCUGCUCAGAGCCUUGGGCACCUUCCGCUGGAUGUAGAAGCGGUACAGGCCGAUCUGGUGGCUGCACCGGGCCAUAAGGGCUUGUUGGGUCCGCUAGGCACAGGAAUCUUAUACUUACGUCCCGGGAUUGAGUCGCAAGUUGAACCGGGACGGCAAGGUGGCACUGGCAGCGUCAGCGAAGAUGAUCGUCAGCCGGAACUGAUGCCUGACCGCUACGAGUCGGGCAACCUCAACGUAGCCGGCCUGGCCGGGUUGGCCGCAGGGGUUGGUUUUGUGCUGGAGCAAAGCGUCGAGAAAUUAAGACAGCACGAGCAGGAGCUUAUGGCCCAUUUGCUCGCGGGCUUGCGGGAGAUCACUGGUAUUACCGUCUACGGUCCCCACAAGCUUGAGCAGCGUGUGGGAGUGGUGAGCUUCAGCGUGGAAGGCUACGAGCCUCAGGAGGUUGCCGGGGCUCUAGAUGCCGGAUACGGUGUGCAAGUUCGGGCAGGCAUUCAGUGUGCCCCCGGGGUGCAUGCCGCUCUGGGUACCCUGCAGCAAGGUGGUACCGUCCGGAUGAGCCUGGGCCCCUGGACGACAACCGGUGAGAUCGAUCGGGCAGUCUCGGCCCUGAAGGAAAUCGCCGGCUUCGUGUGGGUGAACAAGCAGGAGGUCGCUGAUCUGGCCGCACUUCUAGAGAUGGACGUCGAGCAGUUCGAAGCCACCUACGUGCGGAAGGUGGGCAUUCGCAAGAGCCUCAUCGAAUACUCCAACGGCGAUUGUGUCUUCUUCGACAACGAAGCCCGUACCUGCAAUGUCUACCAGGCACGUCCCCGCCAAUGCCGCACAUGGCCGUUCUGGGACUCGAAUCUGAAGGAUGAGGCCGCCUGGCAGGAAACCUGCGAGGUGUGCCCCGGUAGCGGAAAAGGCAAGCUGUACUCCAUUGGCAAGAUUGAGGAAAUUGGGCUUACUCAGCUCAAGACGAAAGAGAUCGUCCAGAAGACUUUCGACGCCAUCGUCGAAACGCUUGUCGAAGAUCGCCGCAUCGAACUUCGCAACUUUGGUGUCUUCGAAGUGAAGAAGCGAGCUGCCCGCAAGGCUCGUAACCCUCGCACAGGCGAUAAAGUCUUUGUGCCAGAGAAGUUUGUGGUUACGUUCAAGCCUGGCAAAGAGAUGGAAGAACGCGUUCGCGAGCUUGAACGCCGCGAAGCCGAAAAACAGCGUGCCGCAGCCGAGGCACCUAGUGCGAAUCAAAACAACUUGCCGGGUCCCAACAUGCCCGGGCCGGUUGGCUCCGAAAACACUUUCGGCAGCACGACGGUCUCGAAGCACGACUCAUCUAAGCUUCGAGCUAGCAAUGCACAUUGCAAGAACGGCACCCGGUAUCAGCUUCUCCCGCUCGAAAUGUGGUUGUGUGAGCUAACCGAUUGGCUGGAUCAAUUCAUUAUGAGAAGUACACGUUGGGUCUCGGAUGACCUGACGAAGGGACUUGCGCUGCUGUUGCGUCGCAAGCUCCACAACACGGAGGAUUUGUGGAAUGCGUGGUUUGCUGUUAGCCCUCCUGAUUGCGAUUUGUGUCGCUACGUCGGUCGGAUGUAUUCUUCCGGCCUACUCGGGCGAUCCGACUCGGCGGUCCAGUUGGGCCGGCUCCGUCUUCAGAACCCCAUUCUCGUGGCCUCGGGCACCUUUGGUUACGCCCGCGAGAUGAAAGGCUUCAUCGACUUCUCCCGCUUGGGAGGCAUUCUGCCGAAGACCAUCACCCAGGCACCGCGGGCGGGGAAUGCACCGUGGCGGACGAUCGAAACCACCGGUGGGAUGCUCAACUCCAUAGGGCUCGAUAACGACGGCAUUGAUGCUUUCAUUGCCAAGCACAUGCCUUAUCUCGGCACGCUGGAUACUGCCAUCGUGGUGAGCAUCGCAGGCCACGACUACGACGAGUUUGUGCAGAUGGCAGCGCAGCUCGACGGAGUGCCUGGAGUUGCAGCGCUGGAACUGAACAUCUCCUGCCCCAACGUCAGCGGAGGGGUCGACUUUGGGACGGACCCGGAGAUGUGCCGCCGAGUGGUGGCCGGAACGCGUGACGCUUGCGGGUUGCCCAUCCUCGCGAAGCUCACGCCUAAUGUGACGAACGUGGUUUCGGUCGCUCAGGCAGCAGCGGAAGGUGGGGCGGAUGCCAUCUCGUUGAUCAACACGUGCCUUGGCGUGGCCAUAGACUGGCGACGCCGACGAACGCUGUUGGGGAAUGGAUUGGGAGGACUGAGCGGUCCGGCCAUUAAGCCAAUAGCGCUGCGUGCUGUGUAUCAGGUGGCCCAGGCGGUGGACGUGCCCCUGGUUGGAAUUGGCGGCAUCGCCACUAUCGACGAUGUGAUGGAGUUCAUCGUGGCCGGAGCUUCUGCAGUACAAUUGGGCACCGUCAACUUCUACAAUCCGGGGGCCAGCAUGCAGGUUCUCGAUGCCUUGCCCGCCGCACUCGCCGAAGCCGGCGUCGAGCGAGUUGAGCAGCUCGUUGGUACGGUACACCGCAAGGAUGCUUUUGCGAUGCGAGUUCUUUCUGGAAUUCAGCCCACGGGACGGUUUCAUUGGGGAAACUAUUUCGGGGCGAUUCAGCAGUACAUCGACCUGCAAACUGCUGAUGAGGCGUAUUACUUCAUCGCGAACUUGCAUGCACUAACCACGGUGCGCGACGCCGAUUCAUUGCGGCAGUUGAGUCUCGAUGCCGCCAUCGAUCUGCUGGCCCUGGGACUCGACCCCGAGCAGGCGAUCGUGUUCAUGCAAUCCGACGUGCCUGAGGUCUCCGAGUUGUGCUGGUUGCUGAUGACCGGCACCCCCAUGGGCUUGCUCGAGCGGUGUCAUGCCUACAAAGAUAAGAAAGAAAAGGGGCUGCGCGCCGAUGCGGGGCUGUUUACCUAUCCUGUCCUAAUGGCGGCAGACAUUCUGGCUUACGACGCCAAUUGGGUGCCCGUGGGCGACGAUCAACAGCAACACAUAGAAGUGUGCCGCGACCUGGCAGCCAGCUUCAACCAUAACUUCGGCGAAACGUUCAUCAUGCCCGAGGCGAAGAUCAUUGCCUCGUCGGCCAAGGUGCCAGGGACCGACGGCGAGAAGAUGUCGAAGAGUUACAACAACACGUUGGAGUUGUUCGAAGACCUCAAGCCGCUGAAGAAGAAGAUCAUGCGGAUCACCACCGACUCGCGGCCUAUGGAAGAACCGAAGGAGCCGGAGGGAGAUCACCUCUACCAACUCUAUUCGCUUGUGGCGACCGACGCCGAACGAGAAGAGAUGGCGGCUCUCUAUCGACGUGGCGGCUUUGGAUACGGCGAAGUGAAGAAGGCGCUCUACGAGGCGGCCGAACGGUUCUUCGAGGAACCCCGGGCACGUCGCGAAGAGUUCGCUGCCCAUCCCGAACGGGUUGAAGAAAUCUUGGCCGAUGGCGCCUCCCGCGCACGUCGCAAAGCAGGCGAAGUCUUGGCCCGGGCCCAAAAAGCCUGUGGGCUGAAGCGGUAG
Cladocopium goreaui is the source of this 4023-nucleotide messenger RNA. NCBI's taxonomy places the organism in Eukaryota, Dinophyceae, Suessiales, Symbiodiniaceae. The record is from the annotation of a GenBank genome assembly.